This is a messenger RNA of Rasamsonia emersonii CBS 393.64, 1023 nucleotides long. RefSeq lists its product as uncharacterized. The transcript has 3 exons. Lineage: Eukaryota; Fungi; Ascomycota; Eurotiomycetes; Eurotiales; Trichocomaceae. The coding region runs from base 1 to 1023 and encodes 340 amino acids. The record is from RefSeq and is a predicted model, not a curated record.
AUGGAAGGCUCCUUCACGCCGCAGCCCUCGUCCCUCUCCAGGAAGACAUACCACAUCGCGGGCAUUCAGACCACUGUCUUCGGCCUCGAUGAACUCCCUCCACAGAGCUCCGAGGUGGCCUGUCUAUGGCUGUUGCAUCCCAGGCUGCAAACCCAGGAGUAUAUGACCAAAAUCGCAACGUCCGUGGUCGAUGACUGGAACAAGAGACUGAAAGACGGCGGCGCGGGUGCGAGGCAGAAGGUCAAGGGACUAAUCGCAGUGACUUUUGACCAGAGGAAUCACGGCACUCGCCAGGUCGAUCCGCUGGCCAACGAGGCAUGGAAGCAGGGGAAUCCGCGGCAUGCGCAGGACAUGUUCUCCAUUUUCCAGGGGACUGCGCGCGAUGUGUCACUACUGAUUGACUACCUGCCAGCAUACAUAUUCCCGAAAUCCGAGUACAGCAUCUCGACUCACCUCGCCCUUGGAGUUUCUCUGGGAGGGCAUGCUACAUGGAGUUGUCUCUUCCAUGAGCCACGGAUAAGGACCGGUAUUUCCAUUAUCGGGUCGCCCGACUACAUAAAUCUCCUGGCAGAUCGUGCACGUCUCUCGAAGCUAUCGUCCUGGACCAACAGCGACCCCCAGGCAGCCACUUUGCUCCUGAGCCAUACGCAGAUUGCCGCCAAAGAUGCUGCCCUGAAAGAAGGCCCCUUGCCAGAUCCAUCAGAACAGGACAAGGAACGCCUUCGACCGCUCUUGACCCGUACUUUAGCGGGCAAGUGGAUUCUGAACAUCUCCGGAGGUGCUGACAAGCUGGUCCCAUACUAUCGAUCUGAGCCGAUCCUGACAUGGCUGAAGAAAGCUAUUGCUCCCGGGGGCUGGUUUGCCGAUGGAGGCAUCCAUUUCGAAGACCUCAUCUUCGAAAAAGCGGGCCAUGAAUUGACGGGGGCCAUGAUGGACGAGGUGAUUCGGUUUGUAGCCGAGUCCUUGUCUGCUCCCGACGAUGUGCCAGCUAAGGUCGGCGUCGUUCGUGAAGCUAAGAUAUAA